Messenger RNA from Arabidopsis lyrata subsp. lyrata, 1488 nucleotides. RefSeq names its product transcription factor bHLH53. Bases 313 to 1191 code for a protein of 292 amino acids. Gene Ontology annotation, molecular function: protein dimerization activity; DNA-binding transcription factor activity. Lineage: Eukaryota; Viridiplantae; Streptophyta; Magnoliopsida; Brassicales; Brassicaceae. The transcript is spliced from 3 exons. Gene Ontology annotation, biological process: regulation of DNA-templated transcription. The record is from RefSeq and is a predicted model, not a curated record.
GGAAACUGAUUCAUAAGAAUGUUUAUUAAAGCUAGAUAUUAAUAAAAAAAAUAUAGUAUAUUUUAAUAAAAUAUACUAUAAAUUAUGUGCUACUUUUUAGGAGGUGGUUACAAAAAAAAUGUAAAACACAUAGUAACUGCUCCUUUAUCUUCGCUAAAACCCUAACCUCUCUCACUCCGUCCCUUUCUCUCUCAUAUAUAGGCGUAAGAGACAGUUAACAACUUUGAAGUCUACUUGAAAGUUGAAACAAAAAAGACACGACAUUAUCGACUUAUCGUCUAAAAUCAAUCUCCAGGUUUCAUCUCCUCAAUCAUGUCCAUGGACUGCUUAAGCUACUUCUUUAACUACGAUCCACCUGUCCAGCUCCGGGAUUGCUUUAUCCCCGAAAUGGAUAUGAUUAUCCCUGAAACCGACAGUUUCCUCUUCCAAUCUCUACCGCAACUGGAGUUUCAUCAGCCAUUGUUUCAAGAAGAAGCUCCUUCACAGACCCACUUUGACCCUUUUUGCGACCAGUUUCUUUCUCCCCAAGAAAUCUUUCUCCCUAACCCUAAAACCGAAAUCUUCAACGAAACACACGACCUAGAUUUCUUACUCCCCACGCCAAAACGCCAGAAACUUGUUAACUCGAGCUACCAUUGUAACAACACCCACAACCAUUUCCAGAGCCAUAACCCGAAUUUCUUCGACCCUUUCGGCGACCUUGAUUUUGUUCCAGAAGCUUCUACCUUCCCGGAGUUUCGAGUUCCGGAUUUCUCUUUAGCGUUCAAGGUAGGCCGAGGAGAUCAAGACGACACCAAGAAACCGACGCUUUCAUCUCAGAGCAUCGCGGCUCGAGAAAGGAGAAGAAGAAUUGCGGAGAAGACUCACGAGCUCGGAAAACUCAUCCCCGGUGGCCAGAAACUUAACACCGCCGAGAUGUUUCAAGCCGCCGCUAAGUAUGUCAAGUUCUUGCAGAGUCAAGUUGGGAUUCUCCAACUGAUGCAGACCACGAAGAAGGGUAGCUCUAAUGUGCAAAUGGAAACUCGGUUUUUGCUUGAAUCGCAAGCAGUCCAGGAGAAGCUAUCAACAGAGGAAGUGUGUUUGGUACCGUGUGAAAUGGUUCAAGAUCUAACAACUGAAGAAACCAUUUGGAAAAACCCUAAUAUUUCUCGAGAGAUCAACAAGUUACUGUCUAAAGAUCUGGCUAACUAGUUUUAGUUUCAAGCCUGAAGUUCUCUAUGCCUAAACCUGUGUCUGUUCUUGUUGUUUUGAGUUCUUAGUUAGUUUUUUUGUCUUUUGUUGAUUUAAUGGCUAAUUGUCCUGGUUAAUCUCCUCUUAACUGGGAACUAAUACUUUGUCUGUAUUAGUCUAUGUAUUAGCUUUAGUCUGACAAUUUUCUUGUUAGUUAAUGACUUAAUGUAUGUCCGCAUGUUGAAGCUUUUUUUUUACAUUAAAGAUAUCUUUGUGUAAAAUCAAGCUUUUUAUCCGUAACAAUUUUGGGGCUUUAUU